GAAAUUUGGGCCAACCUCACAUUGGACAAACUAUAGAAGUGAAAAUAAAAUGGGCCGCUGAAUUCUUCCCACGUCACCCAUUACUAUAUAUUUGUUGGUCCUAAACCCUAACCCUAAUCUUUGCCAAUUUGCGUUCUUAGUUUCUAGUGGACGAAGCGAACAAGCCCGUCGACCGCCAUCCAGAAAGGAAGAAGUCGCUUAUCAGAUUCGCCAUGGGUAAGGUUCAUGGAUCUUUGGCUCGUGCCGGUAAGGUGAGAGGCCAGACACCAAAGGUUGCUAAACAAGAUAAGAAGAAGAAGCCACGAGGACGUGCUCACAAACGGAUGCAAUACAACCGCAGAUUCGUAACUGCCGUUGUUGGUUUCGGCAAGAAGAGAGGACCAAACUCGUCCGAGAAGUAAGACACUCGAGAAUUCGGCUAAACAGCCAUUUUUUUCAUGUUAUUUGGAGAUAUUUUAUACUUCCGUUAGUUCCUUAUUGAUGUGGUUAAGCUGACAUUUUAUCUGGAUGAUGAUAGUAUUUUUUUUCUUUGAGGAGUUUUCUGUUUCAUCAUUUGAUAAUCUGCUUAAGAUUUAGAAAUCUGAGUUUUGUUGUUUCACAA
Cucumis melo (muskmelon) is the source of this 601-nucleotide messenger RNA. Its product is annotated as 40S ribosomal protein S30. Bases 213 to 401 code for a protein of 62 amino acids. Gene Ontology annotation, molecular function: structural constituent of ribosome. The record is from RefSeq and is a predicted model, not a curated record. NCBI's taxonomy places the organism in Eukaryota, Viridiplantae, Streptophyta, Magnoliopsida, Cucurbitales, Cucurbitaceae. The transcript is spliced from 3 exons. Gene Ontology annotation, biological process: translation. Gene Ontology annotation, cellular component: cytosolic small ribosomal subunit; ribosome.